AGUAACAUAGAGGAAAGAGAGGGACAAGAAAUAGGGUUCCAAAAUUCGUUGGAAGGGGAAAGGGGCUCUUCAAACCUUGUUCUGAUUGACUGCUAAUUAACCGAAUAGCUGUGGUGAUCGAAGGCGAACACGGCGGUCCUGAUAUUCUUCAUCAAAGCUUUACUGCAAUGUCCCAAAACAGAGAGAGGAUCACAGCCGAACGAUGCACUCAAAAUAGAGGGAGGAUCAAAAUCAAUUGUUGUGAGAGGUGAAUGGUGCACUCAUAUCUUUGGCGGCGAGACUAGUUCGACGAAGGAACAUGAUGACUAAAUUGCUGAUAGCUUCUGGUGGACAAUAGAGAUAACUGAAUAGAAAUGUGAGGCUGUUGCUGCUGCUGUUCUAAAGGAGGGGGACUAAACAGUUCACCACCAUUCUAUCAUAGGGACACCAUCAAUCAGAUUUUGCGAUAUGCAAGCAAGAAUCGACUUCCGGAAAGUUUGAAAGAGCAAAUGCUGGCAAAUAUGCAACUGAAAUUUAGGACAGCAGAAUUACAGCAGGAGGAAGUGCUUGAAGACCUACCUAAGGCAAUUAGAUCAAGUAUUGCUCAGCAUCUUUUUCAUGGAACUGUGGAAAAUGCCUAUCUCUUCAAAGGAGUUUCUGAAGACCUUAUCGUCCAACUGGGAAGAAGAAGUGUCUGAUAGACAGUCCAUACACACAUCCAGGAUGCAUAAUGAGUCCAUAUAGCAGGAGCCAAAAUCAAUGUGGAAAUUUUAAAUUCAGAGUUACCAGAUUGUCAUCUAAUUAAGCAGCAUCUUGUGGCAUCUUCUCCUCUCAGGUGUCUGAAAUGAAAGCAAAAUAUUUUCCACCAAAGGUUGAUAUCAACUUACAAAAUGAGAUACCUACGGAUUUCUACAUUCUAGUAUCUGGAGCAGUGGAUGUCGUGAUAUACAAAAAUGGCACGGAGCAGUUCUUGUCAAAAUUAGGGGUUGCAGACAUGGCAGGAGAAAUAAGGGUACUUUUCAAUAUCCCACAACCUUUUACGGUGAGAACUAAGAGACUUUCUCAGGUCAUCCAGAUUAGUCAUCAUCAAUUCAAGCAAAUGGUGCAGCCACAUAAUCCAGAUGGAAAGAUAAUAAUCUCCAACUUUAUACAGUAUUUGAAGGGAUUAAAGAAUGAGUUGCUCGAAGAGAUGCCAUUUGUAAAAGAUUUGUUGGAUGAGUUCAAUAUAGAGGGCUUCAACUCCAUAUUUGGUGUUCUGCAGAAGUUUGAGAAUAGUUGCUGA
This is a messenger RNA of Camellia sinensis, 1261 nucleotides long. The record is from RefSeq and is a predicted model, not a curated record. NCBI's taxonomy places the organism in Eukaryota, Viridiplantae, Streptophyta, Magnoliopsida, Ericales, Theaceae.